Mycotypha africana is the source of this 1878-nucleotide messenger RNA. RefSeq lists its product as uncharacterized. Lineage: Eukaryota; Fungi; Mucoromycota; Mucoromycetes; Mucorales; Mycotyphaceae. The record is from RefSeq and is a predicted model, not a curated record. The transcript has a single exon. Gene Ontology annotation, molecular function: protein binding. The coding region runs from base 1 to 1878 and encodes 625 amino acids.
AUGGCUAAUAAAAAGGCAACUACAAAAUCAGCAGAUGAAUCCUUUGACAAAGCAAAUUGUUAUUUGUUUGGCAGGCAUGGCUGUAAAAAAGAUCCUUCGCUAGCUGUAUCCCAUCUGAGACAUGCCGUGUCUUUAGGUCAUCCAAAGGCAGAAGGAAUACUCGGCUUUUGUUAUGAAUUUGGAUUAGGUGUUGAAACGAACUUUAAACAAAGCGAAUAUCAUUAUUCAAAGGCAGCUAUAGAGCAUAAAGAUGGCCUCAGUAUGGCUCGUAUGGCCUUCUUGCGAAAAUACGGCCGACCCAACGUCAAAAUAGACCGGAUAGAGGCAGAAGAAUGGAUGGCACGAGUCAGUCGACAACCGAACGCUAUACAAUGGAUUGUACAAGCUGCUUCACUGUAUGAUGAUCCUGCGGCUCAAUAUGCAUUAGGUGUUUGUUACCAUGACGGCAUUGCUGUACCCAAAGAUGAAGGGGCUGCUUUUUGGUGGUACAAAGCCAGUGCGGAACAGGGACAUCCACGAGGACAAGGUAUCCUUGGUUACUGUUACGGUGAGGGCUUUGCGAAUGGCCUUGUUAAACGGGAUGAGAAAGAAGCGAUGCGUUGGUACCGGUUAGCUGCUGAUCAAGGUGAAACGGUGGCUAUUUAUAACAUUGGCUAUUGCUAUGAAGAAGGUAUCGGCGUCGAUGUUGAUUUACAAGAAGCGGUGAAAUGGUACCGACGCGCGGCAGAGCAAGGAAAUGCUUUUGGACAAAACUCUCUUGGCUAUUGUUAUGAAGAUGGCAUAGGCGUUGAAGUGGAUCACCAUGAAGCUGCAAAAUGGUACCAAUUGUCUGCUGCACAAGGCUACCCGUGGGCAGAGUGUAACCUAGGAUACUGUUAUCAAAAUGGCAUUGGGUUACCUAAAGAUGAUACCAUGGGCGUCUUUUGGUACAAAAAGGCGGCUGCUCAGGGACACGCAAGAGCACAACACAACCUAGGAUUCUGUUAUCAGAACGGUAUUGGUGUGGUAAAAGACGAAGCAGAGGCAAUCAAAUGGUAUCGACAAUCGGCUGAAAAAGGCAACACAUUUGCCUAUCAUUCUUUAGGCUACUGUUAUCAGCAUGGCAUCGGGGUUGCCGUGAACGAGCGAGAAAGUGUCUUCUGGUACUACAAGUCUGCUGAACAAAAUCAUCCUCCUGCUCAACUCUCUUUGGGAUAUUGCUAUCGAAACGGCAUCGGUGUUCCUAAGAAUGAGCAAGAAGCUGUCAAGUGGUUCCAAAAGAGCUCUGAACGUGGUAAUGCUUUAGCACAAAACAGUCUUGGCUUUUGCUAUGAAGAAGGAAUUGGGGUUGAGAAAGAUGCCACACGUGCUGUAUUUUGGUAUCACCAGUCGGCCAAACAAAACAAUCCUUGGGCGCAGUGUAACCUGGGUUUCUGUUAUGCAAACGGUAUUGGUGUAACAAAAGAUGAUGCAAAAGCCGUGGAAUGGUAUAGUAGAGCAGCCGUUCAGAAUCAUGCCCGUGCUAUGGACAAAUUGGGCAUCCAUCUACAGGAAGGGAAAGGUAUAGAGCAGAAUUUAACACGGGCCUUUGAACUGUUCAAGAGGGCCGCGGAAUGUAGUAGCGACCAAACACCAGCUCAGUAUCAUCUCGCCAAUUGUUAUGAAAAAGGUUUAGGCUGUGACAUCGAUCUAGCAAAAGCGACUUACUGGUUCGAAAGAGCCGCAUUAGCAGGUUGCAGAAAAUCGCAUGAAAGAUUGCGACUUUUGAUUGUUCGUGAGUGCUUGGUUCAACCCAAUGCAUUGUCAGCAUCGACAACAACCUCCACCCUCGCUGUUCUUAACGAGGACGACCUCCUGUACUGCGGGCUCAUCUCUGGUCAUAGUGCACCCGCAGCAUAA